GAAACUGGUGGGCUGUCACUAAUUUUGGUGAAAUUACAGGAACUAUAGCUAUAGAAAUGGAUAAAGGAGCUUACAUCCAUGCCCUCGACAACGGCUUGUUUACACUGGGAGCGCCACAUAAAGAUGAUGAAGGCCCUAGUCCUCCUGAACAGUUUACAGCAGUGAAGUUGUCAGAUACAAGGAUUGCUCUGAAAUCUGGUUAUGGCAAAUAUCUUGGUAUAAAUUCAGAUGGACUUGUUGUUGGACGCUCUGAUGCCAUAGGAUCACGAGAGCAGUGGGAACCUGUCUUCCAAGAUAAGAAAAUGGCAUUGCUAGCAGCAAACAGCCGUUUCAUUAGAUGUAAUGAAGAGGGAGAUAUAGAAGCCAAAAGCAAAACUGCAGGGGAAGAAGAAAUGAUAAAGAUUCGUACUUGCGCUGAACGAGAAACUAAGAAGAAAGAUGAAGUUCCACAAGAAGACAAAGGAAACGUUAAACAGUGUGAAAUCAAUUAUGUAAAGAAAUUCCAAAGUUUUCAGGACAAAAAGCUUAAAAUAAGCAAAGAAGAUACAAAAGCCCUGAGAAAAGCCAGGAAAGAAGGCACUUUUCAUGAAAUGCUACUUGACAGGUACUUCAAAGUACAAGCUGAUAGAUACUGCAAGUGA
Molecule: messenger RNA, 641 nt
Organism: Acanthisitta chloris (rifleman)
Lineage: Eukaryota; Metazoa; Chordata; Aves; Passeriformes; Acanthisittidae
Gene: FRG1
Product: FSHD region gene 1
Exons: 7
Cellular component (GO): catalytic step 2 spliceosome; nucleolus; striated muscle dense body
Molecular function (GO): actin filament binding
Source: RefSeq, a predicted model, not a curated record